Acomys russatus (golden spiny mouse) is the source of this 3656-nucleotide messenger RNA. It is a transcript of the gene Clcn7, whose product is annotated as chloride voltage-gated channel 7. The transcript is spliced from 25 exons. Gene Ontology annotation, biological process: chloride transport; transmembrane transport. Gene Ontology annotation, cellular component: lysosomal membrane; intracellular membrane-bounded organelle. NCBI's taxonomy places the organism in Eukaryota, Metazoa, Chordata, Mammalia, Rodentia, Muridae. Bases 208 to 2559 code for a protein of 783 amino acids. The record is from RefSeq and is a predicted model, not a curated record. Gene Ontology annotation, molecular function: voltage-gated chloride channel activity.
UUACAGCUGAGGCCCUGCAGCACUACGUGGAGGCCAAGAUGUUGGUCCUUUUCUUAGGUGUGGGGUGAUAAUAGAACAGGGAGAGAGUGAGGUCAGCCUGCAAGUCAUGGUCAUGUGUGGCCAAUGGGAAGUAGAGUAUUCUGUGAGGCUGUUUGAUCCUAGACCAAAUGGUGGUGAGGUGGCACCAUAUGUUUGCAGUCUUUUCAAAUGCAGGGCACUCUUACAGGCCCAUUUUGGGAAUCGCCACCAGAGACACCUCCUUCCUCGGCAGAGAAGGGACUUCAGUCUCGUUCUGCAUUUUUCCGAAUUGGACAGAUGAACAACGUGGAGCUGGAUGAUGAGCUCCUAGACCCGGAAGUGGACCCUCCUCACACCUUCCCCAAGGAGAUUCCACACAAUGAGAAGCUCCUGUCCCUCAAGUAUGAGAGCCUGGACUAUGACAAUAGCGAGAAUCAGCUCUUCUUGGAGGAGGAGAGAAGAAUCAACCACACGGCUUUCCGGACUGUGGAGAUCAAGCGCUGGGUUAUCUGUGCCCUCAUUGGAAUCCUCACAGGCCUAGUAGCCUGCUUCAUUGACAUUGUAGUUGAGAACCUAGCAGGCCUCAAGUACAGAGUCAUCAAGGACAACAUCGACAAGUUCACAGAGAAGGGCGGCCUGUCCUUCUCCCUCCUGCUGUGGGCCACACUGAAUUCUGCCUUUGUGCUCGUGGGAUCUGUGAUUGUGGCCUUCAUAGAGCCAGUUGCUGCUGGCAGCGGAAUCCCUCAGAUCAAGUGCUUCCUCAAUGGGGUGAAGAUCCCUCACGUGGUGCGGCUCAAGACGCUGGUGAUCAAGGUGUCCGGUGUGAUUCUGUCUGUUGUAGGGGGACUGGCUGUGGGAAAGGAAGGGCCAAUGAUCCACUCAGGUUCCGUGAUUGCUGCUGGGAUUUCACAGGGAAGGUCCACAUCACUCAAGCGAGAUUUUAAGAUCUUUGAAUAUUUCCGCAGAGACACAGAGAAGCGGGACUUUGUCUCAGCUGGAGCUGCCGCUGGAGUGUCUGCUGCAUUUGGAGCCCCUGUGGGUGGGGUCCUUUUCAGCCUGGAAGAGGGCGCCUCCUUCUGGAAUCAGUUCCUGACGUGGAGAAUUUUCUUUGCUUCCAUGAUUUCCACAUUUACACUGAAUUUUGUUCUGAGCAUCUACCAUGGGAACAUGUGGGACCUGUCCAGCCCUGGCCUCAUCAAUUUUGGAAGAUUCGACUCAGAGAAAAUGGCCUACACCAUCCAUGAGAUUCCUGUCUUCAUCGCCAUGGGCGUGGUGGGUGGCAUUCUUGGUGCUGUGUUCAACGCCUUGAAUUACUGGCUAACCAUGUUUCGAAUCAGGUACAUCCACCGGCCCUGCCUCCAAGUGAUUGAGGCCAUGCUGGUGGCUGCUGUCACAGCCACAGUUGCAUUCGUCUUGAUUUAUUCGUCUCGAGAUUGCCAACCCUUGCAGGGGAACUCCAUGUCCUACCCGCUCCAGCUCUUCUGUGCAGAUGGCGAGUACAACUCCAUGGCUGCAGCCUUCUUCAACACCCCAGAGAAGAGCGUGGUCAGCCUGUUCCAUGACCCACCAGGCUCCUACAAUCCCAUGACUCUAGGCCUGUUCACCCUGGUCUACUUCUUCCUGGCCUGCUGGACCUAUGGCCUCACAGUGUCUGCUGGUGUCUUCAUCCCAUCCCUGCUCAUCGGGGCUGCCUGGGGCCGACUCUUUGGCAUCUCCCUGUCCUACCUCACAGGGGCAGCGAUCUGGGCAGACCCGGGUAAAUAUGCCUUGAUGGGAGCUGCUGCUCAGCUUGGUGGGAUCGUGAGAAUGACCCUUAGCCUGACAGUCAUCAUGAUGGAGGCCACCAGCAAUGUGACCUACGGCUUUCCCAUCAUGCUGGUGCUGAUGACUGCCAAGAUUGUGGGUGAUGUCUUCAUUGAGGGCCUCUAUGACAUGCAUAUCCAGCUGCAGAGUGUGCCCUUCUUGCACUGGGAGGCCCCGGUCACCUCACACUCGCUCACUGCCAGGGAAGUAAUGAGCACACCUGUGACCUGCCUGAGGAGAAGAGAGAAGGUUGGCGUCAUCGUGGAUGUCCUAAGUGACACAGCAUCCAAUCACAAUGGGUUCCCUGUGGUGGAGGAUGUGGGAGACACCCAGCCAGCCAGGCUCCAAGGCUUGAUCCUGCGCUCCCAGCUCAUCGUGCUCCUGAAGCACAAGGUGUUUGUGGAGAGGUCCAACAUGGGUCUGGUGCAGCGGCGGCUGAGGCUGAAGGACUUCCGCGAUGCCUACCCACGCUUCCCUCCAAUCCAGUCCAUCCAUGUAUCCCAGGAUGAGCGCGAGUGCACCAUGGACCUUUCUGAAUUCAUGAACCCCUCUCCCUACACUGUGCCUCAGGAGGCAUCUCUUCCUCGAGUGUUCAAGCUAUUCCGGGCUCUGGGCCUGAGGCACCUGGUGGUAGUAGACAACCACAAUCAGGUGGUCGGGCUGGUGACCAGGAAAGACCUAGCCAGAUAUCGACUAGGGAAGGGAGGCCUUGAAGAACUUUCGCUGGCCCAGACGUGAGAGUUGGCUCCACCCUUGUGCAGUGGCACCCCAGCCCCUCUGCACCUCCUCCCAGGGUCCCUGGUCUCAGCCAAAGCCUUGCCCCCUGGGCAAUGCAGCAGCAGGAGCAGAUGCCUUCCCUGGGCCUGGCUGGUAGGGGGGCCAGACCCUUUGUCCUGGGCAGUUGGUUUACAUCAUCAGCACUUUCCCUGUUCCCUGACCCCUCUACCCCUCGGAUUUGCCCCCCUCCUGAGUUCCUUCUUCAAGGAUGAAAUGUGUGCAAUUGUGCCCUUUGUGGCUCACUUUUGAGAGCCAAUAGAGACUGGUGUAUGUGAGGGACAUAGACAGACAAAUAAGCAGGCUAGCCGAUGGGUAGGCAGGCGUGAGCUACUUAUUGCUAUUUCUGCUCUGCCUCUGAGUACUUACCUGUGUCUGUACUGCCCACACCAGCCAAGAGCUUUAGCAGCCAGGACAUGAGGAGCUGUGUAGCCUGGAGCAAGCUCUAUCAGGGAACCCACAUGUGUCAUACCAUGUUAUUGUCCAAAGCUGGGAGUCUGGUUCUGUGCCUGGGGCUUGAGAUCUGAAAAUCACAUGAAGACUGAAUCUGAGUUCCCCUGUAUCUGCCCCAGGCUUUCUGAGCCGGGGGUCAUGGCACUGUGGAGCACAGCCAGAAAGCAGGUCUUCCUGAAGCACUUCAGUCCCUGGUGUCCAUAGUGGCUUUGCUUAUACCUGUGCUGUGUACACCCUUGGGCAGUGGCCUCCCAGGACCUGGCCAUCCCAGUGGCCCUAGGAUGGAUGGACCUAUGAGCACCAGAGCCAAGGAGCCUCACUUCUAAACCCUGUAUUGUCAAGGCUGGCUCUACUGGACCAAGCUGGACCUGACAUCCCUCAGUCACCUUCAGAGUCUUCCCCCCGGGACACUUUGUAAAGAUAGUUGCCAUGUCUCUGGCACGUAUCUGUUACAAGGCCACACAGUCCUUCUGGCAGCAGCUGCCUUUCAGUUGUCAUCCCUUGUCUUACAUGAGGAGAUGGGCCAGGUGUGUUGUUGAGUUCUCUGCCUCGGGCUCAGCAUCCAGGGGAGUCAGACACUCCACAUGGUGGUAGCAAGUACAGAUGGC